AUGAAUAACCACUCAGUGUAUAACAAAUUUAACUCCACGCUGUCCGUGUUCAACAACAACAGCAACCUGAACAACAGCGUAUACAUUUCGGGGGACAAGAAAUCAAAGUCGAGGACGUCCCUGAAUGCGCUGUCAUUUUACAAGUCCAGCGCGUCCGUGUAUGUAAAGAAGGUAGACAAAACUGAUAAGAAGGAAAAUGUGAAAACGCUGAUACGAUACUUGGGGUGGAAAAAUUACAGCGGGAGUAUAUCCCCCAAUUUGUUUAAAAAUCCAAGCAUGACCGAUUUGAUAAAUAUAUGGAAUUUUAUCUUUAAGCAUGUCGACCCGCAAAUUGAAGUGAAUAAGGACAACUAUGGAGAAGUGGUUUUAAGCUUUUACAAAGAUAUUGGGUAUCCAUAUACCAUUUCGAAAUCCACCUUAGUCGCACCGACUACUGGUUUGCAGUAUAAUACGCACUUGUCUGCCCUGGCAUGGCUUUGUCAGCUUCUGAUCUUCGAAGCUGAAUGUUUCAAUGACAUAAAUGAGGAGAAAGAUAUGAACUGUUCAUACGAUUUUAACGAAGAUGGAGAAAUAAAAAUGGAGGACUUCAUCCUGCAAAGUUACAAGUCCUACAUUAACAAGGAAGAAAAAAACGCCAACGAUGUGCUGAAUGCGAAAUUGGAUAAGGAGAUUGCCAGGUUACAAAAUGAUGUAAGUGCCAAAAGUGAAGACAUUGUUGAGAAGAAAAAAAAAAUUGAAGAAAUAAAAAAUCACAUGAAGGAAAAUGAGGAACUGAUUAAACGAAAUAAAGUCCUGUGUGAAGAAAAUAAAAAAAUAAAACUCCUCUACACAAACAGCUUGGAGGAAACAAAGAAGCUGGAGAAGGAAAUCGAAAUGUGUAAGAAAGCUAACCAGGAGGAGAAGGUAAAGACGGAAAAAAUUGUCGAGCAAAUUAACAAAGUCAAGGAAGUUUUACAAAAACAAACACUCAACAAGGCACAAUUCCUACAGAUGAAUGAGGACAUUGAAAAAAACAAGGAAAAAAUUGAACAAAUAAAAAACGAAAUAAAAAGCUUGAACAAUGAACACCCCACUUUGAGCGAAAAAUUAAAUAACAGAAACAGUGACUUAAAAAAGCUAGCCAAAAGUGUAAAUGACAAACUGUCCGAAAUUUUGCAAAGUUUAAAUUUGUAUAGAAACAUUUCCUCAUCCGAAUGGAACAAAAUAAACCACGUGAGCAUUAACAUCGACUCGUUUACCCUGGACAGUAUGUUGAACCUAAAUUGGAAGGACACCAAGAGCGACGUCAAGUCCUUCAUUGAGGCGGACCAGGAGGAGAUGAAGAAUUCUUUGCGCCUCAUUGAAGAUUACGAGAAAAGAAUUAAACUGCUCGAGGAGGAGAUCAACCACUUGAAGCAGGACAUCCAAAAUAGUGAGACCCGCGUGAAGAAGCUGAACGAUGACACGGAUAAGUUCGUCACGGCUUCGUCGGACAAGUUCAGCCGGAUCGUAGCGCAGAACGAGAAAAUGCUGAACGAAGCCAAGGAGAAGAGUGACAAGGCGAACGAAAUGCUCAAAGAAGUCAUUGCGGAGAAGGAGGAGAAGGAAAACGAGUUUAGCAAAAUCAAGACGGAUAACGAAAAGGUGUUCAGGGAGAAACUAGCAACCCUGCAGCAGGCAUGCGCCCUCCUGGUGGAGCUAAAAAUGUACAGCAAGAAUUACGCAUCCAUGUAA
This is a messenger RNA of Plasmodium coatneyi, 1713 nucleotides long. RefSeq lists its product as uncharacterized. NCBI's taxonomy places the organism in Eukaryota, Apicomplexa, Aconoidasida, Haemosporida, Plasmodiidae. The transcript is spliced from 4 exons. The record is from RefSeq and is a predicted model, not a curated record. Bases 1 to 1713 code for a protein of 570 amino acids. Gene Ontology annotation, biological process: attachment of mitotic spindle microtubules to kinetochore. Gene Ontology annotation, cellular component: Ndc80 complex.